Didymodactylos carnosus is the source of this 1365-nucleotide messenger RNA. NCBI's taxonomy places the organism in Eukaryota, Metazoa, Rotifera, Eurotatoria, Philodinida, Philodinidae. The record is from the annotation of a GenBank genome assembly.
AUGUAUGAGUACAGGAUAUUAUUGUUUCAAAUAAAAAAUUACAAUGAUGAAAUGAAUAUUAAUUUGAAUACAGAUCAUACUUUAUCAACAUUGACAGAUUUGUCUCAACAACCAGAAGUCAUCAGUACAGAUGAUUUCCACCUUACAUUCCAGUCAAUCAUUGAUCGGGUUCAGAUCAAUGAUCAGGCCUAUUGUUCCGGAGGACGAAUUCAUCCGUUAUGGGCGUCAUGCUUAGAAGUAAAUCAUAUAGGAAAAAUUUCAUUACCAUUAACGGAUGAAGAUGCAGAAAUAUUAAUUAAACAAUGUAAGCCACUAAAAACAAAUGAAAAUACCUUGUAUAAUGGACUGCAAGGAAAAGGAAUUUUAAAAAAAGCUCUCCGUACUUUUGAAGCUGGUCUCUUGGCCGAUUUAAUGGUGUAUGAAUUAAAGGUAUAGCCUUUCAUCGAAAAAACUAAAUAGGCUUACAAAAUGAAUGAUCCUCCAUUUGACACCCGCCAGUUUCGAUAUCCAUGGCGGACGAGUGUUUACUUUUAAAAUGAAGUGAGGACCUUUUUCUAAAUCAGUUUUCAACGCUGAUUCCGGAAAAAAUAGUUUCAAUCUUCCAUCUUGUAAUAAAACCUCAAAAAAGAUCAAUUCUACGAUAAAGGUCGUUUUUUUCGAUUUUUUCGAUCCUUGCAGUAUUUCAGUUUUUUCUCCAUGAAAAAAGGGCUUUUAAAAGUUUUAAAGGUGAUAUUCGUGAUCAGCUCGACAAAAUAAAUCAGAAUAUGUAUGGUAAAUCGAAAAAUAAAAUCCACUUUUUUGCAUUAGUUGCACUUUAGUAAAAAGCCUAAGAGGUUUUAUUCAGAAAGCUCUUCCUUCGAAAAUUUGAUCCAUUUUUCUGGACAACCAGUUUUUCAGAAACUCUAAAAAGGACCCAAACCCUUCUUAAUGAGUCAUGAUUGUAGCCCAUACAUUUCUGAUUAAAAUGAGACAUUUCCCAGCUCUAUAUGACCUUUCUUUGCAAAGUUAGAGAAUUUACACGAAAAGCUGUAAAUUAAUUUUUCUUUUAUUUGUAGCUUUGAGUUGACAAUGAGUAUUUAGAGCUCUUCUUGUAAAUUCUAUAACUUUGCAAAGAAAGGUCAUAUAGAGCUGGGAGAUGUCUCAUUUUAAUCAGAAAUGUGCGUGCGGGCUAUAAUCAUGGCUCACUAAGAAAGGUUUUGAUUAUUGUUUUAGAGUUUCUGAAAAACCGAUCUUUGAAAUUUUUUCCAAAUUCACUUUUGGCUACCCCCCCGGGGGGGGGGGGGGGGGGGGGGGGGGGGGGGGGGGGGGGGGGGGGGGGGGGGGGGGGGGGGGGGGGGGGGGGGGGGGGGGGGGGGGGGGGGGGGG